CACCGCCUACCAGUAGACCCUACGCCUGAUACUCUGUCCUACUACGUGACAUAUAUGUCACAUCAUAUCCAGCCUCGCUCGGUUGGAGCUUACUUGUCCGGUAUCGUCAACAAUCUGGAACCCCAUUAUCCUCACGUCCGUCAGGCUCGUAACUCUCUUCUUGUCACGCGUACUUUACGAGGCGCUUUACGCACACUAGGACGUCCGAUGCUUCGCAAGGAACCAAUCCUGCGAAAUGAUUUGGAGCGAGUGUUGCUAGAGUUGGCUCAUCCUUUGUCACACGACGAUCUCUUAUGGAUAACUCAACUUCACUGCGGUUUUUACGGUCUCCUACGUUUAGGAGAAUUAGUGGUUCCUGACGAAAUUGCUUCGCGGGACUUCACGAAGAUAUCACUGCGGACCUCAGUAUCCAUUUCCCUUAACGACUUCUCUUUUCGGAUUCAGCGUGACAAAACCGACUCGCGGUACGAAGGGAAUCGUGUGGUCGUUCAGCGUUCAUUCGUUGGGUCUGACCCAUUUGUUCUCUUUACGUGGUACCUUCUCUCACGCGACUCUCGUUUUCCUUUGCACCCAUACCUUUGGGUGAGAUGGAACGGCAAAUCACCGACUCGUUCGUGGUUUGUACGAAAAAUGCGGGCAUUCUUUCCAAAAAAUGUCUGUGGGCACUCUAUGCGCGCAGGGGGUGCUACAUCUCUUGCAGCAGCGGGUGUAUCUCCUGAUCGUAUCCGU
Suillus fuscotomentosus is the source of this 729-nucleotide messenger RNA. RefSeq lists its product as uncharacterized. Gene Ontology annotation, biological process: DNA integration; DNA recombination. NCBI's taxonomy places the organism in Eukaryota, Fungi, Basidiomycota, Agaricomycetes, Boletales, Suillaceae. The record is from RefSeq and is a predicted model, not a curated record. The transcript has a single exon. The annotation marks the transcript as partial. Gene Ontology annotation, molecular function: DNA binding.